GACUUCCUCCUCCUUCUUCUUCUUUGGUAACGUGAGUUUCUCAACUUUUAUCGAAACAAAUUGCUUUGUGUCUUUAACGGGGGACUGCUACAUUUCAAUGUGUCCUUUAAUCUAAAAUAUUUUAUUGGAUUUUAACACAGGUAUAUAUGCACCAAGCCGAGAGGAUACUUUUGGCUCUAACUUAUCUCAGUAUUUACGUCUAAUACGUAACACUUUGGCUUCGUGGAGCUUCGGGGAAAGAUGGCUGAGUCGUGGAACCGAGGACAUGGCAGUGUGGAUGAUAUGUUGGAUUCAGAGAAUAAGCUUCUGGCGGAAAACCUGGCGACCAAAGUCUCCAGGCUAAAAUCGCUUGCUUACGACAUUGACAAAGACGCAGAGGAGCAGAACAGCUACCUGGAUGGCAUGGAUUCCAAUUUCCUGAGUGCCACAGGUCUGUUAACAGGAAGCGUGAAGAGAUUCUCUACCAUGGUGCGCUCCGGCAAGGACAACCGCAGGCUGCUGUGCUAUGUGUCCGUGGGCCUGGUGCUGGUCUUCUUCCUCCUGUACUACCUGGUGUCCAGGGUCCAGAACUGACCAAGCAGCUCUUCAGUGGGAAGACUGACCUGUAAUCUCAGUUUUAUGAGAAGUAACCCCUCAUUCCAGUGGGUACCUGUUUACAUUUCUGUGAUAAAUGUUUUGUGGGUCCCAGCCCUCUUCUAGGGAGAACUAGAGGAAGGGGGCAUUGCACGCAGCAGCAAGACCAGGUUGUCUAGGGAUGUGUCAUGUUUGAUGACCGAAUUGGGUAAGGGUGUGUGUGUGUGUGAGAGAGAGAGAGAGUGUGUGUGUGUGUGUGUGUGUGUGUGUGUGUGUGUGUGUGUGUGUGUGUGUGUGUGUGUGUGUUUACACCUAUUUAAAUACUUCUUUGAGCAAACUAUUUGCUAGUUAUAGUUAUGAUGGUGGUAAUGAUGGUGGUGGUCUCUGGCUUUACUAUGAGAUCAGAUGUUAUAGUUAUGAUGAUGGUAAUGAUGGUGGUCUCUGACUUUACUAUGAGAUCAGAUGUUAUAGUUAUGAUGAUGGUAAUGAUGGUGGUCUCUGACUUUACUAUGAGAUCAGAUGUGUGUUGUCCUCUGAUCCCACAUGUUUGAACUAAACAUGUUUGUAUUUGGUACACAGUAAAGAUGUUGUCUUUCAUUUUGGUCUGUACAGAAGGAUCAUUUUUAGUAUCCAGAGAAAUGUAUGUGAAGUGUUAGUUGAUCAUGAUUAUUUUCAUUUUUCUAGAGCAUUACUUUUUAACAAGCUUUAAAAUCCUGAUGUUAUGAUUUUAGAAUGGCAAAUAUUUUUUAUUCAAACACUGAAAUUGUAUUGAAUAAAAUAAAGAAAUGGU
Molecule: messenger RNA, 1363 nt
Organism: Sardina pilchardus (European sardine)
Lineage: Eukaryota; Metazoa; Chordata; Actinopteri; Clupeiformes; Clupeidae
Gene: bet1l
Product: Bet1 golgi vesicular membrane trafficking protein-like
Exons: 4
Coding region: 241-573 (110 amino acids)
Biological process (GO): regulation of retrograde vesicle-mediated transport, Golgi to ER; retrograde transport, endosome to Golgi
Cellular component (GO): SNARE complex
Molecular function (GO): SNAP receptor activity
Source: RefSeq, a predicted model, not a curated record